GAAGAGAUACAUGUGUGAUUAUUCCUAUUCCGUGUGAGUGAUGGUAUUAUUAUAUUACUCUAUCCUAUAAAAAGGACCGGACAUCGGCAUAAUGGCUUUCAAAUGCCAGGGGUCCUACGGCGGGAGAAAUGCGGAAUGAAAAAUUUACAAAGACUGGGAGGAGCUUCAUUAUCACUUUUAUCGCUUUUUACAUCCAAUCCAAUCCAGGACCCAGAUCUUGUCCUGUCUCUCAUCCACACGCACGCAAACAUACACGACAAGAACAUCAGACAUUGAUCAUCUUCUGCUCGAGUGCCUAUCGCGUCAUCAAACUCACACCCUUCAUCCUUUGCUUCUUUCCGUCGUCGUGCACACUAAGAGGAUUAGCAUCGACCGUUACGUCACACGAUCAUCAACAGCCUUUUUUGCUCGCACGAUCAAAUCCAUCAACACCCCUCUCGAGUCGACGUCUUCUUCUAUGAAGCUCCAGUCGGCGGACAUCAAUCCAUAACUCCUUCGACAUCGACCAUCCGUCCUCAAACGACCUACUCCUGCGUAGGCACGUUGUGAUCGUCGACAUCUAAUGUCACAUCAACAUGGCCUUCAACUUUAACUGGUCGCCGCUCACGGCCGAUGCGGAAUUCUAUCAAAGAGCUCAAGAGAUGCUCACGGCAGCUCUCAACAAAUCUCCCAAACCUCCCAUCAUCAAAGAUGACAUUCUCGUCAACGAACUAAACUUGGGUUCGGUCCCUCCCGAUUUGGAAAUACUGGAGAUUGGGGAUUUGGCAGAAGAUAGGUUUAGAGGAAUCUUCAAGAUGUGCUAUUCGGGGGAUGCUUUCUUGACUUUGAAAACAAGAGUUCAGGCUAAUCCGCUCAACAAUCAUUUGUUCUCGAAACCAUCAUUCACAUCUCCACAACCCCUCGCCGCAGAUGCGGGGCUUACCAUCCCAUUACAAAUCACGUUGUCGGAUAUCAAAUUAUCGGCGUUCAUCAUUGUCGUAUUUUCAAAGUCCAAGGGAUUAACCUUGGUCUUCCGAAAUGAUCCCCUCGAAUCCCUCAAGGUCUCCUCCACCUUUGACUCGAUACCGUUCAUCAAGGAUUAUUUACAAAAGGAAAUUGAGCAACAGCUGAGGACUUUGAUGAUGGAUGAAUUGCCUGCUAUCAUUCACAGACUAUCAUUGAGAUUAUGGUGUCCGGAAUACAGAGCAAAGGAAGAUCAAGAGAUGGCCGAAGCGGCAAAGAAAACGAAAGACGAGGUGGCGGUAGACCCAUUUGCAAGUCCACCACAAGAUGCCGUUGAUGCCCGUGGAAACGUUCUAGAUGCGACGGAAAUUUCCAAUCUAUCAUUAGACGGGGGAUCAGAGAUUCACUCCUUGUUCUCGCAGAAGAACUUACUUCGAUUAGCGGCACUGACUAACUCUCAUCGAACAUUGUCACUCUUCACUCCUUCUAUUCGAGAUGCGGUCUUCCGAGCUUGGGCACCUUCUGAAAGAGGAGAUUCGGCUGGAACUACCACACCAGCAACUCCCUCACUUCAAAGACCUCAAUCAUCGCUUGGAAGUCAAAGUACCACUUAUACAUUUUCGAAUAGAAGUUCCGAUGAUGGUCAUGGCGGGAUACCAUCCAGACCGUCUUUGGUCAACAUGAAUUCGGCCACAACAGGAUUAAGUCUUGGUGCAAAUCGGGGUUCAAGAUCACAUCCUACAAGGAAGAAGAAGAAUAGAGUGGUAAACUUGAGAAAGCCUAAAACUACGGAAAGUAGUGAGAGUGGAGAAAGUGAGACAGCUUCGACGACUGCAGUAUCUGAACCAACUGUUCCAUCCCGUAUUCCAGAAGAGCCAGAAGAUCUUCCAGUUACUCCACCAUCCGGCAAGGUACGAUUCAAUAGUAUUGAUCUUGGAGAUUCACCAAAGAAACUUCCACCAUCUCGUUCUAUGACUCCCGAACAAGUCAAAAUGGAUCAAAUUCCAUCACUUACUGUGCAGCCUUCUACCCCAAUUAACACUCAGGAACAAAAGCGUCCUGCUUACAAUCAAUCCGCUUCCACUUCAUACACCCCAGAGAAGUCAGCAAUAACUCCACCACAUACACCAUUCUCAUAUCCACAUGGUCUUCACUUCUCGACAACUGAAUCACCAUCAGGAAUUCUCGAACAAGCUUGGAUCAUGAAGAUGGCUUCUGAACUUGCUCGUCGUCAACAUGAUGAUAAAACAGCUCGUCAAGGGUUCUGGUCUACAUCAAGCAAUGGAGAUGAUGCUCCUCCAGCCUAUGAACCAAAAGCCUUGUAAUGUAGGCUAUAUUACAUUCAAUUCAACCCAUGUAUAACAUCUCGAUUCUUUCCUUUGUUAAUCAUUUGACGGGAGUUUCAUGGGAAUAAUUACGGACUUACGAACACUCCACUCUUUUGUGUUUUUGGAAGUACCUAAUAUCGAUAAAAACUUUGGUGCUGCGAUUUAGCGACUUACUUUUUUUGCUGGUCAAAAGAUAUGCUAUACCUCAUGGGAGGUUUGGCAUCAUUUGAAUGUAUGGAUUUUGGGAUGGGUUGGGUCGGGCAGGAAAGGGGUAGUAUAUCAAUAUUCUGGGUGGUUUUGGUGGUAGGUACACAAAAGUUGGUUCUUGAGGAUUGUUUCGUUUUGAGCGAUUUGGUUGCUUGGGGAUUGUUGAGUCCUGAUUUUCGAAUUAUGCGAAGAGGAGGAGAGAAGUUGGUUUGGAUUUUUUAUAUACACGGGCUUUACGAUUCCUUUCCUUGCAAAUCGUUUUGAGCGAUAAUUCUCGCGUACUAACGAAUUUCAUUUGUCUUUGCCACCUUCAGAUACCUUUCUUGCUUCGGUGCCACUUGUAGCAUCAUUUUAGAGAAGAGAAGUUUGGAGAGAAACAGUAGAGAGAUGAGAUGGAUAGAUGUAGUGAAAUCCAAUCCAGAUAUUAUCUACAUUUUUAUGUGUGAGGGUUAUGAUAUUGUGAAUGUAGAGUGAUUGUUAAUCUGAUAAAUCUUCAAUGAAUCACUUUUCUUGUCUUUGUAGUUGAAUGUACUGUUACUGAAUGCCUACCCA
Botrytis cinerea B05.10 is the source of this 3029-nucleotide messenger RNA. RefSeq lists its product as hypothetical. Bases 576 to 2267 code for a protein of 563 amino acids. Gene Ontology annotation, molecular function: lipid binding. The record is from RefSeq and is a predicted model, not a curated record. Gene Ontology annotation, biological process: phospholipid transport; mitochondrion organization. The transcript is spliced from 2 exons. Lineage: Eukaryota; Fungi; Ascomycota; Leotiomycetes; Helotiales; Sclerotiniaceae. Gene Ontology annotation, cellular component: ERMES complex.